Oenanthe melanoleuca is the source of this 9355-nucleotide messenger RNA. It is a transcript of the gene RPS6KA2, whose product is annotated as ribosomal protein S6 kinase A2. Bases 449 to 2650 code for a protein of 733 amino acids. Gene Ontology annotation, molecular function: ATP binding; ribosomal protein S6 kinase activity; magnesium ion binding. The record is from RefSeq and is a predicted model, not a curated record. NCBI's taxonomy places the organism in Eukaryota, Metazoa, Chordata, Aves, Passeriformes, Muscicapidae. The transcript has 21 exons. Gene Ontology annotation, biological process: protein phosphorylation; intracellular signal transduction.
GGCAGUGGGGGCGCGACAUCUUCCAGGAGCGACUCUCACCGGGGAGCCGAUUCCUUCUCGAGUCUGACCACCACAGCCCUCAGUAAUUAUAGCAGCGUCUGAAUUCUGAGCUAAAAACAGAAGUGCAGCAUGUGCCUAUCCCCCAUGUGAUUCAGCGAGCAGGAAAUUGAAAGAGCCUGGCGGCGAGCGGAGGGAGCGCAGCGCGGGCGGCGGGCAGUGCCUGUGUGCGCGCCGCUCCGCCCGGGACGCGGGGCUGGCACCCUCGGGAGCCCGGGAUGUGACACCGCGCCCGGGGACACCGAGCACAGCGCCUGCAUGCUCCGGACCCCCGGCACGGCCGGCUCCAUGAGCAGCGCCGGGGCAUCUCCCGCCUGUGGAUGCGAGCGGGGCGCGACCGGGAUGCGCUAGCUCUGCUCUCCUCCGCGCUCCGCGCCGCCGGGACAGGGCGAUGGACAUGAACAUGAAGAAGUUCACAGUGCGUCGCUUCUUCUCCGUCUAUCUCCGCAAGAAGUCUCGGUCAAAGAGCUCGAGCCUGAGUAGAUUUGAGGAAGAAGGUAUCGUGAAGGAAAUAGACAUCAGUCAUCAUGUCAAGGAAGGUUUUGAAAAAGCAGAUCCUUCUCAGUUUGAGCUGUUGAAAGUAUUAGGACAAGGUUCCUAUGGAAAGGUAUUUCUAGUCAGGAAGAUAAAAGGAUCUGAUGCAGGCCAGCUUUAUGCCAUGAAGGUACUUAAGAAGGCAACUCUGAAAGUUCGGGAUCGGGUACGAUCUAAAAUGGAGAGAGAUAUUUUGGCAGAAGUGAACCAUCCUUUCAUAGUCAAGCUUCAUUAUGCAUUUCAAACAGAAGGAAAGUUGUAUCUAAUACUAGAUUUCCUGCGGGGAGGGGACCUUUUCACCAGACUCUCCAAAGAGGUGAUGUUUACAGAAGAGGAUGUCAAGUUCUACUUAGCUGAGCUGGCCUUGGCAUUAGACCACCUCCAUGGUCUUGGAAUUAUUUACAGGGAUCUAAAACCAGAAAACAUUCUUCUUGAUGAAGAGGGUCACAUUAAGAUAACAGAUUUUGGUCUGAGUAAAGAGGCCAUCGACCACGACAAGAGGGCGUACUCGUUCUGCGGCACCAUCGAGUACAUGGCGCCCGAGGUGGUGAACCGGCGCGGGCACACGCACAGCGCGGACUGGUGGUCCUUCGGCGUGCUCAUGUUUGAGAUGCUGACUGGAUCCUUACCCUUCCAGGGAAAAGACAGGAAGGAGACAAUGGCACUCAUUCUCAAAGCCAAGCUGGGGAUGCCGCAGUUCUUGAGCAUAGAAGCGCAGAGCCUGCUGCGAGCCCUGUUCAAAAGGAACCCCUCCAACAGACUGGGUGCUGGGUUUGAUGGAGUAGAAGAAAUUAAACGCCACCCUUUCUUUGUUACUAUAGACUGGAACAAACUGUACAGAAAGGAAAUCAAGCCCCCCUUCAAGCCCGCGGUGGGGCGGCCAGAAGACACUUUUCAUUUUGAUCCAGAGUUCACAUCCCGGACCCCCACAGAUUCCCCAGGUGUUCCUCCAAGUGCCAAUGCUCAUCAUCUUUUCAGAGGGUUCAGCUUUGUUGCCUCUAACUUGGUGCAGGAGCCUGCUCAGCAAGACGUGCACAAAAUCACUGUUCACCCAAUUGUGCAGCAGUUACAUGGGAACAACAUUCAUUUUACUGAUGGAUACGAGAUCAAGGAGGACAUAGGGAUUGGCUCCUACUCAGUGUGCAAGAGAUGUGUUCACAAAGCUACAGAAACAGAGUUUGCAGUGAAGAUAAUUGAUAAGAGCAAGAGAGACCCCUCUGAAGAAAUUGAGAUACUCUUGCGAUAUGGACAGCAUCCAAACAUCAUUACUCUUAAAGAUGUGUACGACGAUGGGAAAUUCGUGUACCUGGUGAUGGAGCUGAUGCGGGGAGGCGAGCUGCUGGACCGCAUCCUGCGCCACAAGUGUUUCUCGGAGCGGGAGGCCAGCGCCGUGCUCUGCACCAUCACCAGGACUGUGGACUACCUACACUCUCAGGGCGUGGUGCACCGAGAUCUCAAGCCAAGUAAUAUCCUCUACAUGGAUGAGUCAGGAAACCCAGACUCUAUCAGGAUCUGUGACUUUGGGUUUGCCAAGCAACUCAGAGCGGAGAACGGGCUGCUCAUGACUCCCUGCUACACAGCCAACUUUGUCGCUCCUGAGGUCCUCAAACGCCAGGGUUAUGAUGCAGCCUGUGACAUUUGGAGCUUGGGGAUCCUGCUGUACACCAUGUUGGCAGGAUUCACUCCUUUUGCAAAUGGACCAGAUGACACCCCAGAGGAGAUUCUGGCCAGGAUUGGCAGUGGCAAAUAUGCUCUCACAGGAGGAAACUGGGAUUCAGUAUCUGAUACUGCAAAGGACAUUGUGUCUAAGAUGCUUCAUGUAGACCCUCAUCAGCGUCUCACAGCAGUCCAGGUCCUGAGACAUCCAUGGAUAGUGAACAGGGAGUACCUGUCUCAAAACCAACUCAGCAGACAGGAUGUUCACCUGGUUAAGGGUGCAAUGGCAGCCACUUAUUUUGCUUUAAACAGAGCACCUCAGGCACCAAGGCUGGAGCCUGUAUUGUCCUCCAAUCUGGCUCAGCGGCGAGGCAUGAAAAGACUUACCUCUACCAGAUUGUAGCAGUACCCCCAAAAGGCCUCCUUGAAAACCCACUGUUUAUUAUUUGAGAAAUUAAUCUUUUCUUGGCUAGCUGAACUUUUUUGGACAGCCUGCACACGAAAUUGCCAGAACUAGCAGAAGCCCACAUAAGGCAAAGUUCUCAUUUGCUACAUCUUUUCUUUUACAUUCCAGCCAGGGUCCUUGAGUUUAACAACUUCACAAAGAUGUGCCAGUUUUGCCAGUAGCUCUCUUUCUUUACUGAGAUAAAGCCAAAUGAAAUAGGCUAGCUCCAUCCUUUCCACCCUAGGAAAGCUAUUUUUGAGUCCGUAAGAUGUUCCAUGGGAACAGUUUUUAUUUUGUUUCUCAAGAAAAGCACUUUUUGCUAUGAAGAACGAGUCGGGUUAGAAUGCUGUCCCAGCAGGUGUCAUGAUGAAGUGACUUGGCUGAUCACCAGUAGACAUCUACUGAUCUCCACUCACCCCAGGAAGAGUGAAGGCUGCAGAGACACAUGAGUAACACCUUUCUCAGAACAAGUGCUAUACAACAUGAGGUAGAGAGAGCUGGUGGUGGUGGAAAUACCUUCUGUUUCUGAGGAAUCUUUUGCACUUUGCCCCUGCCUUCUCUGGAAUGAAGCUAGCACCUCUCAAGGAGAGUGUGCCACCAGUUCUGACUUGCUCAAAAGUCUCAGAGAGCAAAAAACCUCUGAGAAACUCCAUCUUCUGAGGAAAAGAAUGGAUUGGUCUUGUGAGACUGUGGGAAGGCAUUUGUGUAAAGCAGUGUGAGUAGGAGCCUGUGGAUCAGGCAAGAUAAAGGUCUGGUCUUGGCCAGCAAGCAGGUCUGGGAGGAUGAGGUAAGGGGGCUGGGGAAAAGAACAAAGGCAGGGAGGGUGCGAGUGGUUUUGAGGACAGUAGGCAAAAUAAUGUGAAGGCAGCUAGAGUACAAGUGGCUGGGGCAGACUGUGGCUCCCUGUCAAAGAAGGGACAGUCCCCCUUGCAGUGGCUGGUGCAGAAGACAGAGGGUGGCUGGGCUGCCCAGGGGCCAGGUGGGUGGAGGCAGCCAUCCUCCCACACAUCACCCAGCCUGCUCACCAGGAGCUGUUCUGGCAGCCAAGAGUGCCAGGCUGGAGCAAGAGAGGCCAUGUCCACUCAUCACUCCCUGCCCUCCCCUGGCUGGUCACACAAACCUGCCUCCAUCACCCAGCCUUUCAUCCCUGCCUGGGUGUUCUGCUCUAGCAGAGCUAAACUCCCCAUGCCACAUGUGUGCAGCGAGUACCCACUUCUGAAGAGUUCAGCCAACUCUGUUACAAGCUUUAAUAAUAAUAAAUUAUGAGGAGAAAUGGGAGGAUGCUCUGCUUUUAUAUUUAUAUGAAUAUGUACAUGUGUAUUUAUAUACAUAUAAAACAAAAAUUCUGUGCCCUAAUACCUGGAUUUUCCAGGUCCAGGGAAAGAAAACUUUUGUUGAAAUGGUCUCUGCAAAAUGGACUUUUUUUUCUCAUUUCCUGGUUUCAUAGAAAGCAAGCAAGGUUUGUGGUGCCAGAUGUGAACUAUUUUUUUAUUAUUUUUCUUACCCAUCUUGGCUUAUUGGUGGUCACAAGCUGACCGGGAUUCUUCUUUGUACUGCUUUUGUUAAUUUUUAUUUUCUGAGUGGAUUUUGUCACCUCAGAUGCUUCGUGGGAAAAGCUACUGUGCUAUGUUAGCUUUUUUCUGUUGUGACAGGGGAGGAAAAAAAAAAAGAAAAAUGUGAACAUGGAGCUUCAUAUGCUAGACAUGGUAAUUUUUGCUUGUGCAUCUUGGUGCUGAACUGGAAUUACCAGAUCACUGCCUCAGAGUGUCCAAGGGGGUUCGUUUGCUAUAGUAAUAUUCUUCCUAAAACUAUCUCUCCUUCAAUGUUGAAUGAAGUUUGUUUGCCUUAGUCUAUUUUUAAAUUUAAAUUUAUUCUUAAUAAUUUAAACUGAUAUUUAAUGUUCAAGUUUAUGUGCUGUGCACAGAGGAUCACUGCAAAGCAGCUCUCCUUGAAGCCCUUCUCUUUUCUAAAAUAAACAAUGCUGUGAAAAUUCACACAGAGGCUGAACUGGCUGGGACUGAUGAGUGCAAAUGCAAAGGUGGGUGUCUGUGCUUGUGCACAGCAGCCCACAUUCUCUCCUCUGGCUAAGCUGUGCUCAGUGUCAGCUUUUUGCUGCCUUUAGAAUUUUCUGCUUGUAAGAAGUUAAGUCUCACAUGUUUCUGCUAACAGCACACUGUGAGGAUUCCACUGGCAGGAAUAUCCUGGCUGGUGCAGGACAGCUCUGGCCAGGUCUUGUUUCCCUUGAAAUUACUUCUGUCCUGGAAGAAGGCAAAGUGGGCAUAAGGAUGCAAAGGGCAACCUGGAGGGAGGGCUGGAUUUUCUGGGGUCCCAGCUGAUAUGUGCUGUUUAACAAAAUGUAUUUUUAAUGGUCAGAGGCAUUGCAUUGUAUUGUAUAUGGGCAGAAAGACUAUUGAAAAUGCUAUGCACAGUUUUUGUCUCUCUCUGAGAUUUCCUGGUCAUCUUGCAUUGCUUUAAUUUGCUUUCUCUCACAACCAUUGGAAAAAGUCUAAUUCCCUCUAGAUAUACUCAGUCUUAAUUCUUUGAGCAUUUUUUUCAACUGAAUAUUAUUGUAGGCCAAGCUUACAGGAUGUUGCUCUUCCCAAAGUUCAAAGGUUUUAAUUUUUUCCUUACUUACCUCUUUCUAACCCACCAACAAUUAACAUAGAGACACAUAAAGACUCAUACAUCUUAAUUCUCACUAAUUGCUUUAUAAGCCUAGUAAUAAGUAUAAGCUCAUACAUAAGCUCAUACAUAUAGUGGGCUUUGUUUAUUGAGGUUUUGUUGCCAUUGCAUCCAGAUGUGUGCACAUAUGUGUCUGUGUGUAAACACAUGCAUAAAAAAGUUGCUGUCCCAGCUUGUCCAAAUAAGGGUAGAAGUGUAGUCAGAGGUUGAGGUGGUGAUACUCAGAGUUUUGUCUGCAGUGUUCUUUGAAAUCUCUCAUUGAUAAUGGUAAUGAUUAUUCUGGGUGUAGAAAAAAAGGCUGUGCCCAGCCAUGGAAGAAACUGCCCCAUCCAGCCUCCCCUCUGUCCCAGAUGUGCACUUCCAAGGGAGAUCAGUCUCCCCUCUGUAGUCCUGCCAUGGGAGGUGUUCUUCUGAGGUUUUUCUGUCCUGUUCCAGUCAGGUGAACCCAAUUAAACUAUUUCCACUGUCAGUCUUGCUGAUCUAGCUUGCUUGGACUGAAAUACAAGAGUCUCCAUCAGCAAAUCCAAGGGAGGCAGCAAGGGAGGAAUAUGCCACUGGCAGUCAUUAUUUCAGACUGAUAGCACCCACGGCUCCCCCUGGUCCAGCUGGAUCCAGGAGAGGCUCCAAGGCUGUGGCCUAAAUACUGCUAUGGCUGCUUUUGUACCAGCAUCUCCUUUCUAGACUCCUGGCCAUGGUAUAGCUCAGCAAUAAGCACUUUUUUUUUCUUUCCUAGGAGAAAACUGAAAAAGGCUUAGCCUCUUUCUUUCUCUCUCUCUCUCUCUCUCUUUAUAUAACCUUAAGAGAGUUUUACUAAACGUUAUGUUUAACUCCUGAAAGUCUAAUAAUCUCUUUGAAUUACAACAUACCAUCUUGCAAGCUUUUAUUCCAUAAAGUGACCUAGUGCCUUAGGCUAUUACAAAUAUUAUAGUUACAUUUUUAAUCAUCAAGCUGCACAAUGCAAUGACUGUCCAAGGCAUACUACAAGUGUACCUGUCACAUAGUCAUCACAUCUGGAGGCCCACUUCAAAAUCAGUCACAGAAUGGUUAGAGUUGGGAGGGACCUCUGGAGCCCAUCUAGUCCAACCCCCCUGAUAAAAGAGGUUCACUUAGAGCAGGUUGUCCAGGACCAUAUCCAUGCAGGUUUUGUUGUUCACUCCAGGAGAGAAGUGUCUGCCCAGCAAAGAGAAGGCAUAUCCCCACAUUUUGCAGAGCUGUACCUCACCUCUGCAGCUCCAGGAUUCUGAAGAAGCCAAAUGGCCCUGAUGAAGAAUAUCAUGGGAAGCAUUAUCCCAGUUCCUACACAGCACCACAGCUUGUUUAUAUAGCAGAGGUAUGGGAGAUGCUGCUCAAAGGGAGAACUCACCCCUGCCCCAGCCCCUCAUGAAUUUUCACUUAUUUAAAAUCAGUUUAACUUUUUCUAAGCAAGUUUCAACAGCAGAUAGCAUUUAUAAAGCCUGUUUCAGCAAAUGACAAGUGACCUUCACAGACACGUUGUUAUAAAUCCCUACAUUUGAAAAAGAAUUCUAGCUGAUAAUAGAUUCUGCUUUGUUUCCUCAGAAAAAAAAUCUUCUUCAGCUCUCUGAGAGCACAGGGUGCUGGGAAUAGCCCAAGGACAGAGCCAACCGUGCUGUCAACACUGGAGUGGCUACCUCUGCCCCUCUGUUAUGCUGAGCAGAGCCCAGGUGUGGCUCAGAGUCAGGGCUAUAAAUAAUAUUUGUACAGCAGCAGGUUCCCAGUGCCAAGCCCUGUGCACAGAGAGAGAGGACAAGUCCAGGCUUCUGAAAAUUUGCCACAAGUUCAUACAAACUCCCUGUAACCAGAAGGUGUAGGGCCACAGAUGGCAUGUCAUGGGGAAAUAAUGUCGACUGUAUGUAUUUUUGCCACCAUUACCUUAAUAAAAGUGAUAGAAAGCCCCCAGGGUUUUGUUUUUAAAUCCCCAUUUUUGCAAAGGAAAUUCUCGAUUUUGGGGCAGGCUAUAGCUUUCUCAAUCCUUAGGAGUAAGGCUGUCAAACACAGAAGAUACAGCAGAUUACUAUAGCAGAAAAUAUAUUGUAGUUUUCACUGGAAAAUUAUUUUCAGGCAGGUGUUUUGAAGCCCUCUCUUAGGAUAUGUGUAUCAGAAAUGCCAAAGCAAAUAUUUAGAAAAAAGGUUCCCUUGUUGAACAUCCAGAGGUGAUACCUUUAAGCAAGAGCCACGUGAGCUCCACAUUCACAUAUCCGAAUUCUGAAAGGCAGGCAAGCAGCACAAUCCUUCAGAUAGUCCUUAUAUUAAAAAAAAAAAAAAAAAAAAAAAAAAAGUCUAAAAUCAUGUUAAUAAGAUGCUUUAGUGUCAUACAUUAAAAAAGAAAAAAAGUAAAAUGUGCAAGCCCAUUUUUCUUUUCCUCUUUUGAAGUAUACAUAAUUUUCCUUUAGAAGUGUAUAUUCUUACCUUCUAGCUGACCCUGAUCAUGAAAUGUUGUGUUGCCUCAAAAUACUGAAGUUAAGAUUCUUCUGGUACCUAAGGUCCAGAACUCUGAACACAGUCCCACACACCUCUCUCCUUGUCUGUCCACAGCAGACACACACAAUUGCACACCCUCUCCUUUUCUGAAAAUCAGCAAAAACAUGAUAAUUUAAACUCAGAAGAUAAAAUGAAGUUAAAAGUAAGGUUCUCAGUGUGUAGAGGACUAAAACUCUUAGUAUUCAGGUGAAGGAUGGAUUGAAGCCUGUGCAGAACAAAAAUGUUACAGAGUAAGUAAAGUUACAGUAAUUCUUACAGCCAAAUUUUAUCUAGACUCUCUUCAUAGAUUUUUGUAAACCUCGACCUUGCAUUUCCAGGUGCAAUUGGUGACAACACAUGUAUAUCAGCCAGCAUCUGAUCAUGCAUUUCAUCACAAGGCUUGCACAUGAAAAUACUUUGCAGCCUGAAGUUUAGAAUCUAAAAUUAAGAUUUUGGCCCUUUUUGUCAUCCCAUAUUGUGUAAACCAUGAUAUUCAGUGUUGAACCAUUCAUCCACUACUUCUUGCUUUGGUAUACAUAGUUACAGAGUCAACUUGUGCUCUAUUAUGUCUCCUAAAUUGAUGUUAUGGACAUAUUGUUUAGCUUGAAAGAAAAAUGAGGAAAAUGCAUGCCUCCUUUGAUGAAGGCAAAUUUUGAAAGGAGAGGCUGGAAAAUAUGCAUUUGAAGUGCAGAAAAUGAAAACCAGUUGCUAAAAGAUUGUUUCUGAUUUGCUACUGGGAGCCAAAUCAUGCUGCCUUCACUCCUAUGUUAAUUCCUUAAUCCAUAAGCACCUUCAGUGACUCUAGUGGGAGGCUCAGUCAGGUCCUCUUUACUGUUGCAGUAGUGGAGUCUGGCCAUUAGGUGAUGAUCUGUGCAAGGGAUUUACUUGGGUAGUAUUAAAUUGACAAAAUAUGAACCAUGAUCUAGCACUUUGUUUACAGGCUCCAUAUUCAUGUUUACAAAACGAUGAUUUCUGAGGUUCAUGUUUUUAUGUUUCCUGUAUGAAAAGGGCAGCCAGUGUACAGAUAUUUGUUAUGUUUACCAGCGUUUCUGAAUAGAUUUUUUUUAUAGUACAUGGUUUUAUGAAGUGUAAUAUUUUUAUAGCAGAAUGAUGAUCUUUGGACUUUCUAUAUUGUUACCUACAAUUGUUUGCAAACAAGCUCCUUGCUCCCUUUUUUCUGUGCACUGUAUCCCAUGUUGCUGCUGCUAAUGUUGCUGGCCUCAGCUGCUGCUGCCCCACCAUGAUGUGGGCUGAUGGUAUUGUGAAACUGUGCAAACUAACUUCAAAGAGCUGUGAUUGUGCUGAAGGGCUGGCUGCAUGCUGGGUUCCUCCUGGCAGGAGGGAUGGGGAGCUGUACCCUACCAAGGCAAGGGUUUACUGUGGAUGGCCCCCAAGGAGAAGCCUCAGUGCUCACCUUUGUCUGUAUUUUGCCAUUUUGGUUUGGCAUGCCCAUCCUUUCCUUUCUUUAUAAAGAAAUAAAAAGAAAAUAAAUUUAAAAAAAGA